Messenger RNA from Centropristis striata (black sea bass), 1506 nucleotides. RefSeq names its product cytokine-dependent hematopoietic cell linker. The record is from RefSeq and is a predicted model, not a curated record. The coding region runs from base 1 to 1263 and encodes 420 amino acids. Gene Ontology annotation, biological process: cell surface receptor protein tyrosine kinase signaling pathway; intracellular signal transduction. The transcript has 17 exons. NCBI's taxonomy places the organism in Eukaryota, Metazoa, Chordata, Actinopteri, Perciformes, Serranidae.
AUGAAUGGAGCUGUGGCACGGGCUGAGAGGAGCUACUGUACCAUCACACUAAUGCUGCCUGUCAACUUCAGCGCUGAGCCGCCGCCGCCGCCGCUCCCCGUCCAUCCAUCAUGUGGUGACCUUCAGCUGGGUGCCCUGGCGGCGGCCCGGGGCACCGGCAGAGUGACUAAUGUCGUCUCAGCCGCCACCAAAGGCCCUGAUAUCCGUCCAGAUAGAAACAGGACAGGCAGGAACAGAAACCAGAGAUGUGGAAGCUACAACAACGUGGCAGAGCCGGAGUACGAUGUGGUGGAUGACCAGGAGGAAAUGAUGCAUGUUCGAAUAUUUCCUGCUAGACCCAUAAACGAUGAGAGAGAGUAUGCAGACAGGGAUCUUCCACGCUCGGCGUCGGCCCACAGCCUCUCCUCCUGCUGCUCUGGCGUCUCCACCCCCCCGAGAGAAACCCCACCUCCUUUAGGGCCUGCAAUAAAUAGAGACCUGAAGCCAGGCAGGAGAAAGACUAGAUUAGUUAGGAGGGUCGCACCUGCGCCGCCAGCAGACCAGCGGUCAAACAGGCGCUCUCCAACGCCGCCGCCGCCGGUCUCAGAGUUAGUGAACCAGCUGUCUGGACUGGUCCUCCGAGAACCCUGCAGGAGAGAUGGACAUAGAGCAGCUAAAAAAACAGAAUUCAAUUCACCUACCAAAGGUCUCCAGAGUGCUGACAUUAUCGCUUCAUCAGCUCAGAACAAUCUAAGACAUUCUCUGGAUCUGGAAACUCAUUCUUUAGAAACAAGGUCACAACAAAGUCUAGAAAGGGUGCCGUCGAAGCGUCAUCACCAUGAGUGGCCUCAAACUAAGGAGGACUUUGACCAACACGACUUUAUUCCGAUGGAGAAACCUCAACAGACCUACUGUGAGGAGGACUGGUAUGUUGGAGCCUGUAGUCGAGCAGAUGCUGAGCACGCCUUACACCUGGUCAACAAGGACGGAGCUUUCCUGGUGCGAGACUGCUCCGUCAACACCAACAGCGAGCCGCUGGUCCUGGCUGUGUACCAUGAGAAGAAGGUUUAUAAUGUAAAGAUUCGAUUCUUCGAGAGCACCAGUAAGUUCGCUCUGGGGACAGGACAACGCUCUAAUGAUAUGUUUAACACGGUUGCAGACAUCAUCAAGUUUCACUCCUUAUUCCCGAUAAUACUGAUCAGUGGGAGAAACAUCAGAUGCCCAGAGAACUGUGUGCUGACGUGUCCCGUAACCAGGAGAGAUGUUGACCAGCUGCUGGAAUAACAAGAAACCGUUCCAGAUAGAAUAAUCUGAUCAAUCCCAUCUGACUGUAACAGAAAUAUUCUCUGAAGCCCCUUUGCUUGUCUCAAUAAAUAACUCACUUUUGUCUAAAUCUGUAACCAAACUUAUUGUCAAUAGGAAUGUAUCUGUUGAUUUUUCCUUCUUUUCCAUGUUUCAGCAGUUUGAAACUCAAAAAUAGUCACUUUGAAAAUACAAAACAUAGAGAAGCAGCACACUCUGGUGGAA